Molecule: messenger RNA, 1127 nt
Organism: Tetranychus urticae (two-spotted spider mite)
Lineage: Eukaryota; Metazoa; Arthropoda; Arachnida; Trombidiformes; Tetranychidae
Gene: Clic
Product: chloride intracellular channel protein 5
Biological process (GO): chloride transport
Cellular component (GO): cytoplasm; apical plasma membrane
Molecular function (GO): chloride channel activity
Source: RefSeq, a predicted model, not a curated record
AUUUUGAUAGGUUUAUGAAUUUACUUUUCACUAUCAGUGUAUGUUUUAAGUCUGUUAUUUCUUGAUUAUUUUAUUGUCAAUUUUUUCAUGGAAAUAGUUUUUAUUAUUUGAACUUAAAGAAGAAAGAUGGAAGAACAAGAUAUUCCAGAAAUAGAACUCAUCAUCAAGGCAUCAACUAUCGAUGGACGUCGCAAAGGAGCCUGUUUAUUCUGUCAAGAAUAUUUUAUGGAUCUUUAUCUGUUGGCCGAGUUGAAGACAAUCUCAUUGAAGGUUACAACUGUGGAUAUGCUUAAACCACCACCAGAUUUUCGUUCUAAAUAUGAUUCAACGCCACCUCCCAUUCUUGUUGACGGCGAUUUAGCUAUCCUGGAAAAUGAAAAGAUUGAAAGAUACAUCAUGAAAAAUAUUCCUGGAGGUCACAAUUUGUUCAUCUCUGAUAAAGAAACAGCAACUGUCAUCGAAAAUUUAUACAGUAAAUUCAAGUUGAUGUUCGCCAGGAAAGAUGAAAUUUCUAAAAGAUCUCUGAUGAGUCAACUCAGGAAUAUUAAUGAACAUUUGGAAAAGCGUGGAACCAGAUUUUUAACUGGUGAUACAAUGUGCUGUUUUGAUUGUGAAUUAAUGCCUCGAUUACAACAUAUAAGAGUUGCAGGAAGAUAUUUUUGUGAAUUUGAAAUACCAGAAGAGUUUAAUGCUUUAUGGAGAUACAUGUAUAAUAUGUACUUGUUGGACGCUUUCACCCAAUCAUGUCCAUUCGAUCAAGACAUCAUUAACCAUUACAAACUACAACAAGGUACCAAGAUGAAGAAGCAUGAAGAGCUAGAAACUCCUACGUUUACCACAUCGAUACCGUCCUCUAUCAAAGUUAACAAAUGAGACAGUAAUUGAACUGAAAUCGAAACUAUCUUGAUCUAAUUUGGUUCUUCCUAUUCUAGAUUAGAGAAAUUGGCCUUCUCUGAUUAUUAGAUCCAACCCAGAGCAUUUUUCUUUGCUUAUCAAUAAAUUGAAUAUCAAUAUUUUUCUCUCUGUAUCACUUCUUAACGAAAACCUAUGUAAAGAUGAAUAUUAAUGACAUAUUAUAUUUUCUCACUAUUAUUAUCACUAAUGCAAAUUUAAAACCUUAGAGAAGA